Sciurus carolinensis (gray squirrel) is the source of this 12308-nucleotide messenger RNA. RefSeq names its product protein tyrosine phosphatase receptor type T (gene Ptprt). Gene Ontology annotation, biological process: protein dephosphorylation. NCBI's taxonomy places the organism in Eukaryota, Metazoa, Chordata, Mammalia, Rodentia, Sciuridae. Gene Ontology annotation, cellular component: membrane. The coding region runs from base 165 to 4550 and encodes 1461 amino acids. The transcript has 32 exons. The record is from RefSeq and is a predicted model, not a curated record. Gene Ontology annotation, molecular function: protein binding; protein tyrosine phosphatase activity.
GGAGCGCAGCGGCGCCGGCUCGCGGAGCCCGAACAGAGCCAGCUGGGGCGCCCAGCGGCGCGCACAGCCUGCGGCCGCGCCGGCGAUGCGGGGCCGCCCCGCGCCCGCCCCAGUCCUGGCCCCGGCCCCCGCGGGAAGGGGCUGAGCCGCCCGCCGCCGCCCGGAUGGCGAGCCUCGCCGCGCUAGCCCUCAGCCUGCUCCUGCGGCUGCAGCUGCCGCCGCUGCCCGGCGCCCGGGCGCAGAGCGCCGCAGGUGGCUGUUCCUUUGAUGAGCACUACAGCAACUGUGGAUAUAGUGUGGCCCUAGGGACCAAUGGGUUCACAUGGGAGCAGAUUAACACGUGGGAAAAACCAAUGCUGGACCCAGCAGUGCCUACAGGGUCCUUCAUGAUGGUGAACAGCUCUGGGAGGGCCUCUGGCCAGAAGGCCCACCUUCUCCUGCCUACCUUGAAGGAGAAUGAUACCCACUGCAUCGACUUCCAUUACUACUUCUCCAGCCGUGACCGCUCCAGCCCCGGGGCCUUGAAUGUCUACGUGAAGGUCAAUGGUGGGCCCCAGGGGAACCCCGUCUGGAAUGUGUCUGGGGUCGUCACCGAGGGCUGGGUGAAGGCAGAGCUCGCCAUCAGCACCUUCUGGCCGCAUUUCUAUCAGGUGAUAUUUGAAUCCGUCUCUUUGAAGGGUCAUCCUGGCUACAUCGCUGUGGACGAGGUCCGGGUCCUGGCUCAUCCAUGCAGAAAAGCGCCUCAUUUUCUGCGACUCCAAAAUGUCGAGGUAAAUGUGGGACAGAACGCCACAUUCCAGUGCAUUGCUGGUGGGAAGUGGUCUCAACAUGACAAACUUUGGCUCCAGCAAUGGAAUGGCAGAGACACGGCCCUCAUGGUCACCCGCGUGGUCAACCACAGGCGCUUCUCAGCUACGGUCAGUGUGGCAGACACUGCCCAGCGCAGUGUCAGCAAGUACCGCUGUGUGAUCCGCUCAGACGGAGGGUCCGGGGUGUCCAACUAUGCAGAGCUGAUUGUGAAAGAGCCUCCCACCCCCAUCGCCCCCCCGGAGCUGCUGGCUGUGGGGGCCACCUACCUGUGGAUCAAGCCCAACGCCAACUCCAUCAUCGGGGACGGCCCCAUCAUCCUGAAGGAGGUGGAGUACCGCACCACCACCGGCACCUGGGCCGAGACCCACAUAGUCGACUCUCCCAACUACAAGCUGUGGCACUUGGACCCCGACGUGGAGUACGAGAUCCGGGUGCUGCUCACACGACCCGGCGAGGGUGGCACAGGACCACCAGGGCCUCCCCUCACCACCAGGACCAAAUGUGCCGAUCCCGUGCAUGGCCCACAGAACGUGGAGAUUGUGGACAUCCGGGCCCGGCAGCUGACCCUGCAGUGGGAGCCCUUUGGCUACGCAGUGACCCGCUGCCACAGCUACAACCUCACCGUGCAGUACCAGUACGUCUUCAACCUGCAGCAGUACGAGGCAGAAGAGGUCAUCCAGACCUCCUCCCACUACACCCUGCGGGGCCUGCGUCCCUUCAUGACCAUCCGGCUGCGGCUCCUGCUGUCCAACCCCGAGGGCCGGAUGGAGAGCGAGGAGCUGGUGGUGCAGACCGAGGAGGACGUUCCAGGAGCUGUUCCUCUUGAAUCCAUCCAAGGAGGGCCCUUCGAGGAGAAGAUUUAUAUCCAGUGGAAACCUCCAAAUGAGACCAAUGGGGUCAUCACACUCUAUGAGAUCAACUACAAGGCUGUGGGCUCACUGGACCCUAAUGCUGACCUCUCCAGUCAGAGGGGAAAAGUGUUCAAGCUCCGGAAUGAAACUCACCACCUCUUCGUGGGUCUGUACCCAGGGACCACCUACUCCUUCACCAUCAAGGCCAGCACCGCCAAGGGCUUUGGACCCCCGGUUACCACUCGAAUUGCCACCAAAAUUUCAGCUCCAUCGAUGCCUGAGUACGACACAGAUACCCCUCUGAAUGAGACGGACACCACCAUCACUGUGAUGCUGAAGCCGGCUCAGUCCCGGGGAGCCCCUGUCAGCGUUUAUCAGCUGGUUGUCAAGGAGGAGCGACUUCAGAAGUCACGGAGGGCGGCUGACAUCAUCGAGUGCUUCUCGGUACCUGUGAGCUACAGAAACGCCUCCAGCCUCGAUUCUCUGCACUACUUUGCUGCUGAACUGAAGCCUGCCAACCUGCCUGUCACCCAGCCAUUUACAGUAGGUGACAACAAGACUUACAAUGGCUACUGGAACCCCCCUCUCUCUCCACUGAAGAGCUACAGCAUCUAUUUCCAGGCACUCAGCAAAGCAAAUGGAGAGACAAAAAUCAACUGUGUUCGUCUGGCUACAAAAGGCGCCUCCACCCAGAACUCUAACACUGUGGAGCCAGAGAAGCAGGUGGACAACACGGUGAAGAUGGCGGGCGUGAUCGCUGGCCUCCUCAUGUUCAUCAUCAUCCUGCUGGGUGUGAUGCUCACCAUCAAAAGGAGAAGAAAUGCUUAUUCCUACUCCUAUUACUUGAAGCUGGCCAAGAAACAGAAGGAGACACAGAGUGGAGCCCAGAGGGAGAUGGGGCCUGUAGCCUCUACUGACAAACCCACCACCAAGCUCAGUGCCAGUCGCAAUGACGAAGGCUUCUCCUCCAGUUCUCAGGACGUCAACGGAUUCACAGAUGGCAGCUGUGGGGAGCUGUCCAAGCCCACCCUCACCAUCCAGACUCACCCCUACCGGACCUGUGACCCCGUGGAGAUGAGCUACCCCCGAGACCAGUUUCAGCCUGCCAUCCGGGUGGCCGACCUACUGCAGCACAUCACCCAGAUGAAGCGAGGCCAGGGCUACGGGUUCAAGGAGGAGUACGAGGCCUUACCUGAGGGGCAGACGGCUUCGUGGGACACAGCCAAGGAAGAUGGAAACCGUAACAAGAAUCGAUACGGGAACAUCAUAUCCUAUGACCAUUCCCGGGUGAGGUUGCUGGUGCUGGACGGAGACCCGCACUCUGACUAUAUCAAUGCCAAUUAUAUUGACGGGUACCAUCGACCCCGGCACUACAUUGCAACUCAAGGUCCAAUGCAGGAGACGGUAAAGGACUUUUGGAGAAUGAUCUGGCAGGAGAACUCCGCCAGCAUCGUCAUGGUCACAAACCUGGUGGAGGUGGGCAGGCACCCAGCGGAACACACUGUGGGAAAUGCCACACUAGGCCGCGCAGCGUCCCCCGGAAUGGUGAAGUGCGUGCGAUACUGGCCAGAUGACACAGAGGUCUAUGGAGACAUUAAAGUCACCCUGAUUGAAACAGAGCCCCUAGCAGAGUACGUCAUCCGGACCUUCACAGUCCAGAAGAAAGGCUACCACGAGAUCCGGGAGCUCCGCCUCUUCCACUUCACCAGCUGGCCUGACCACGGUGUCCCCUGCUAUGCCACAGGCCUUCUGGGCUUCGUUCGCCAGGUGAAGUUCCUCAAUCCCCCGGAAGCAGGGCCCAUAGUGGUCCAUUGCAGUGCUGGAGCUGGAAGGACCGGCUGCUUCAUUGCUAUUGACACCAUGCUCGACAUGGCCGAGAACGAAGGGGUGGUGGACAUCUUCAACUGUGUGCGUGAGCUCCGGGCACAGAGAGUCAACCUGGUACAAACAGAGGAGCAGUACGUGUUUGUGCAUGAUGCCAUCUUGGAAGCUUGCCUGUGUGGCAAUACCGCCAUCCCUGUGUGUGAGUUCCGCUCUCUCUACUACAACAUCAGCAGGCUGGACCCCCAAACGAACUCCAGCCAGAUCAAAGACGAGUUUCAGACACUCAACAUAGUGACACCUCGCGUCCGGCCGGAGGACUGCAGCAUUGGGCUCCUGCCCCGGAACCAUGAUAAGAAUCGGAGCAUGGAUGUCCUGCCUCUAGACCGCUGCCUGCCCUUCCUCAUCUCGGUGGAUGGAGAGUCCAGCAACUACAUCAAUGCAGCACUGAUGGAUAGCCACAAGCAGCCCGCUGCCUUCGUGGUCACCCAGCACCCUCUACCCAACACUGUGGCGGACUUCUGGAGGCUGGUGUUCGAUUACAACUGCUCCUCUGUGGUGAUGCUGAAUGAGAUGGACACUGCCCAGCUCUGUAUGCAGUACUGGCCCGAGAAGACCUCCGGGUGCUACGGACCCAUCCAGGUGGAGUUCGUCUCCGCGGACAUCGACGAGGACAUCAUCCACAGAAUAUUCCGCAUCUGUAAUAUGGCCCGGCCGCAGGAUGGGUAUCGCAUAGUCCAGCACCUCCAGUACAUUGGCUGGCCUGCCUACCGGGACACACCCCCCUCCAAGCGUUCUCUGCUCAAAGUGGUCCGACGACUGGAGAAGUGGCAGGAGCAGUAUGACGGGAGGGAGGGACGCACUGUGGUCCACUGCCUAAGUGGAGGAGGCCGUAGUGGCACCUUCUGCGCCGUCUGCAGUGUGUGCGAGAUGAUCCAGCAGCAGAACAUCAUCGACGUGUUCCACAUCGUGAAGACGUUGAGGAAUAACAAAUCCAACAUGGUGGAGACCCUGGAACAGUAUAAAUUUGUAUACGAGGUGGCAUUGGAAUAUUUAAGCUCCUUUUAGCCCAAUGGGAUGGGGAACCUGCUGGAGUCCACAGGCUGCUGCGGCCGAGCCCCCUUUUCUGUGAAUGGCAGUGACUGGGCUCAGGGGCACAAAGGUGACACCCGCCGCCCAACUCCAAGGAGAAGACUGGUGGUCCCACGUUGUGCAGUGGGCUCUGUACCUUCUUAGGGGGUCUCCUGUAGCUGUGGGAGAUGCCACGCUCACAGGCUCAGGCUUCCCUUCCACACCCGACCAGCCACAGCCCUGGGCCCAAGCAGAAGUGCACCCGCAAGCAAGGCCCUGGACAUCCGGUUCCCAGACCUCUUGCUUUCAUUCUUUCCAAGUUUGUGAAUCUCAUGGCAAGCCAACUGUGCAGGUGCUAGAGAGUGGGAGGCUGGCUAAUACGUCCUUUGCCCUCCUUCCCUUAGCAGUGUUGGGGAUGUGGGUUCUACUCCUCUGUGCUAUUAUGGAAAAGAUCAGGAACUUGGAAGUCAUGCUCUGGUGCCCCUUACACUCUCCUUCAGGGGCCUCUGGUAUCAGAUACCUGCCAGUCCGGAUCGGUGUGACCUUGGAGUGCCCCCUCAACCACAGCGGAGGCCACUGUCCAUCCUCAUACCAAACUUGCAUGGGGCUUGGCCCACUGCUAUUCCCUAUCCCUUCCCCAACCCAGGCCUUGACCUUCUGUCAUUCACUGGCCAGCUAACUGCCCACAGCACCCACUGAUAAAGGUUUUCCUUGCUUUUUUGUGGUCUGUGGGAGGGAAUGCAGGGAAUGUCGCUGUUCCUCCUCAUCUUUGUAAAAGAGCCAAGGGCAGGGCUUUGUCUGGCCUGUCUAAUGUAACCCCUGUGUCUCUUGGGUGAUAGCUUCCUUUAGGAGGAGCAAAAGGAUAAGAUUUGAUUAUUUUCUCAAGUACUUGUAGAACGAAACUUUCUUUUGAGGUGUAAAAUCUUUGUCUCAUAUGUCAGGAAAUAAAAAAGACAGGGUGGGAGUUUGAAUGUGUAGCUAUAAGACAAAUUUCUUGGGCUUACUUUAUUUCCUGGCCAUGUCCUUGAAAGGUCCCAUCCUUGGAUAGCACAACCACCAAGGAAGGAAAUGUAGGCUAGUCAGAAUAUGAUCCCUGGGUGCUGGGGCAGAGAGAGUAUCAGCUUUGUGGAAAAUUUGGAUCUCCAAAUUUGAACUCCUCCCUAGAGAAAUCCAGCCACCAUCUUAUAAAAGACCAUUGUAGACCCACUCACGCUUUGGUUUAAAAUAGGCCAAGGGGAUAAGACCUGGGGCUCUGAGUCUUGCCCAUAGUAGGAUGAGUCAAGCAAGGGGAGCCAACAUUUGCUAAGUUAUCUACUGUAUGCCAGCUGUCAUGCUUGGCACUGUCCCUUAGUGACAGCUCACCUAGUCCUCAGCACCUCCCAUCGAGAAGCAGUUGAGGAAACCAACACACCUUCCUCAGAGAUGAAACCCUGAGUUCCAAAAAGGCAGGUGAUGGGGCUGAACAUUCUCUAUACUGUUUUCUUCAUUCUUUCUCAGCCAAGCAAUUAUUUUAUGGAGGAAAAAUAAGGCUAGAAACUUCUGAGCAGAGAACUCCACAAAUGGAAAUUGAAUUCUUCCUUUCUGAUGGCAGUUCUUCUGGGAAACCCAGAAUUUCAGAUACAUUUUAGUAACUCAUUCCUGGUUCCCCAGGAAAACUAGUCUUACCUAAUUUCUUCUUUAUGAAAACAAUGCUCCUGCUCCCUCAAGCUACCAGGGAGCCAACCAGGGACAUUCUACCUUGGUCUCUAGCCAGUACUUAGGCACAGGAUCUAGCAACCUCCCAUGGCCUGGGAUCUAGGAAGCUCCAUCUUGCAGACUGGUAUAAUCCCAAACACGGGACAAAGGACAAAGAAUUCAGUAAAGCACAGUUUUUGCCCUUUAGGGCUCACUAUAUACUGGAGAAAUUAAACCACCCAAAAUGGUGUGAAUGAGUGUUACCUGAGCUUGGGUGUGAGGCUCUACCUGUGGCUUCCUUGAAGAGAAAAUAUCCAUUCCAACUGGGUCUCAACAGGUAGAUAAAGGAAGAAAGGAAAUUCAAGCCAAGGGGGUCAAUGACAAAGAGGUAUAAAAAGGCAUCUGGAGGGACAGACAGUGAGAGGCCAGCCCUGCUGGAGCACAGCAGGCCAGGGACAGUGGGAGGCAAUGAGCCAGGGUCAGGGAGACGGAUGCCCCACUGAGGGUACAGGCAUUGCCCUGCAGGCAACAAGAAGCCUAUGGAGCUCUGCAGUGAUGUUCUCAGCUUGGUGUUGGAGAAGACUCCCUCUGGACCAGUGGGGCUGCCUUUUUCCUUUCAUCAGACACUGUGAAAACAUUCCCUUAAGCGUGUACUUUUAAUAUCAUAUCUAUUUGUCUGUCUGCUCAUUAUUUUGUUGCUGGAACAAAAUAUGCAGUGGAUUAUGAGACUCAGCUCCUGUGAGAAACCCAGGGUCUCUGCUUUAUCAUGGAGCAGGGUCAGCAACCCGGGCCUCCAAGCUCACUAGGACAGGACAUAAAAGGAGCCCAGGGAAGUGGCUUCAUUGGCAUGGACUCUGGAGCUGUCUAGAAGUCCAGGAACACCGGACUUGAUCAAGGAAGGGCUGUCGCUGUGGAGGUUCAAAAGGAAACAUCUCAAAGCAAAGGCAGGCAAAGGAACCCCACGACGAGCUUGCUCUUCUCCUUUGAUGGGCCUCUUCCCAGGUGUAUUUGAGCAGGUCCCCAGGACCCAACCCCCAGUGAUCCUGCCACCUUCCCCUGGCUCCAGUCUACUUCCUCAAAUGAUCUUCCCCAGCCUCAAGGAGCCUACAGCACAGCCUAUUGUGUGCUGGUUUUUUCCCACAUCUUGGGUGGAGGGAGGGCUAUUUAACACAAAUCCUAGAACUAAUUCUGCUCAGAAAGGGGUUAAACAUCUGACAGAUGAUGAUGACAGGGGUUUCCAUCAUUUCAUAUGGUAGUAAUUGAAAGGGUGACUUUAAAUUGUAAAAACUCAGGCUAUGCGGGGUAACCCAACAAGGGCCAGCUCAUUCCCUCACUUCCUAACAACUCAGUCACCCUCCAAAGAAGGCAAGGUAGUGAAGGACGCUAGUGUACACAAAAAGAAACUAAUACUCAUGGGUGGAGAUAACUUCUCUAGGAUCCCACAUAUGGAAGAUAUGUGGCAGGUCUUGGAUGAGAUGGGGUAAUGUUGCCCAGGAAUUUGGACUUGAUCCCUUGCCCAGAAAAUCUCACAAGCAAGCACCACCUCCCCAGGGCAUCUCUUCACCCCACCCUAGUUACAGGAUAGGCUUAACUUUUCAUGAACAGAGGACAAUAGUAUUAAUGCAGAGUCUCCACAAUAGAAGCUAGAUUCGUGUCCAAGGCACCAAAGAGUGCCCUUUCUUAGCAAAGAUCUUCCCAAGGUUUUCAUCUCCUAGACACUUGAAGAAGAUGUGAGGAACUAAUGAGAAUCCAGGAACUGUCCCCACCUGCAUGUGUUUGUGGCCUAGAUAACUUCAGUAAUCAGGAAUCUGCUAGUAUGAAGAUCCUGGGUCAUCCGGGGUCCUUCAGGCCUCCAGAUAGCCACAGCAGACCUCCCUUUGUGGGAAUAGAAGGUAAAGCUUGUUUUAGAUGUUGUCUUUCUCUGUGGUGUGGCCUGAGCAGUGACCCACUAGAUGUCAGACAUCACAGGAAGCAAAAAGACUCUGUGCUGGAGACUCUAACAUGUGAACCCACUUACUUCAUUACCCUAAGAAGCGUUUGUGAUUAUCAUAGCCCCAUCUUACUGAUGAAGAAUCAGAGGCACCAAAGGAUCAGAUCAUGCCCAAAGUUCCACAGCUGGUGAAUGAGCAUGCCAGGACUUAAACUGGGUCUUCUGAUCACUGAGACAGUGUUUUUUCCACCAUUGUGCCUGUCUACCUAUAUCUACAGAGACUAGAGUGAAGCAGAUAACUCAGUGGAUCCCAGUAAAUCCCAAAGUGAUGAUGGUAACCUUAAAAUUCCUUCAUAGACAAAUUCACCCUCCCCUAAGCAGACCCUCUGGUGUGAGGGUAUCCUGACCUCACUGUUCCUGAAUUGACCUCAACUAAGGUCUCUUUCAGUUGGGUGCUGGAAGAAAUCAUUGACAUACUAUAAGGAUGAGGACUCACCCAUCUGGCAUGAUGAAAGCCAAGCUGGAAGCAGGCUUACACAGCAGAUUCCUGAUUUCUGAGUUUUAGAAGGUGGUACCCAUGGUAAAGGUACAGUCCCAUUGUUGCUAGCACAGACAAAUCUGAGGCCAUUCUCUUCACAUGAUAGUCUAGGAUCUAGAAGGCCCCUCACUUUACCUUAGCUACACACGCUCACUGGUUUCCUGCAACAUGCAGCACCCUAGAGGGGGAGCUACCAGAAAGCACAGAUUACUAUGCUAUGAUUAGUAUGGCAUAGUGAAUCCCUUACUGAGGGACAGGAUUGUGGAGGAAAGAGCUCAGUCUUUGGUUUGAACCCCAACUUUACAUUUCUUGGCUAUAAAAUGGUGGGCCAAACAAUACAUUGAAAAGGGAACAUGAAAAUAUGCUUUAGCAAGUUAGAAUGGGUAAAUAUGGAAGGCUUUGGGCAGGCAAACAAGAAGGCAAGGCCAGGGAAAUGCAACUCAGUGAAUACACAAAACCAAAAAUGCUCAUGGGCCAUUAAGCAAAGUGGUCACACUUCUAUGACACAACAGGACAAGGGCAUGUGUAGGACUUGUCAGACUCACUUAGAACAAGGGUGCUGCUUUGGAACAAAUCUCAGUGUCCAGGGGAAAAGAUGAUAAUUUCCCCUUUGGCCAAUCAUGUUUAUUCAUCUUCCAUUUCUGGUUGCUAUGUUAACUCCUGCUGUGUCCUCACCAGGACCAGUAUUUCCUCUGCUCUGUUGUGAACCCCUGUAGAGUACAUAAAGGUGGCAGUCUAGGAAGGCUGCUGCAGAUAACCGAAAAUCAGCCCAGGGAGGAGUAGCCAGGUAUUUAUCAUGUCAUCUCUGGAACAGUGACUGCCCAACCCAACUCAAGUCCAAAGACAUUGAAGGAAACAAUCAUUCACCUGGACUUCCCUUCCUGAGAGCAGAAUGGACAAAUCCACCCUUCCUUGGCCUAUAGUUGUUAAUCAGCACCAAGCUAAAUUAGGAGUGGUACUGUGGAAGGGUGAGCAUCAAUGGGAUGUUAAUCCUAAGCCAUAACAUCAAAAAAUUGUACUGGGUCAAGGUCCCCAGAGACAAAUUUCGAAUUCAAGCUGAAGGGCAAGUUAGAAGAUGAAACACAGAGGGUCAUGUCAUCUCAAAGACCUGAUUUGCCCUCCCCAUCACCCAACUAAUAUGAGCCCCUUCUCAGCUUCUGAUCAGCUCCAAAUUACAGCCAAGCAUAACAGAAAUAGGAAAAGUAAAUUCAACUAGAAGAAACCAGCUGAGAUUCAGUUGUAUUCAUAUACUCCUGUGCAAGGGUUCCCUGUUGGAGGUUUUCCAGGCAUACAUAUCUAGAAGGUAUAAAGGGCAGAGCCUUGACUUUACCUAGCAGGGAUCUGCCAUAGAGGUCAUAUACUAUUUGAACAUAAAGAUCAGUGGUGGACAUUGGGGAGAGUGUUCCAGUUCCAGUUUUCUCUGACACAUAUUUUAGGGUCAUGGACCUGAUUGUCAGAAGCACAUCAGAGAUGUCUAUGCUGUAUCUGUGCACAUGAACAGACUCUCAGUUUCUUGGGAACCAAGGGUAGAUUUUUGCAUGGUACUGGCUAUUCAGCUGUCUUAUAGAAAUUAAGAUCAUCUCUUGUGUAUCUCCUGCCCACUUCCAAAAGAGGUUGGAAAGGAUAACAAAGGAGCUACAUUCACCCGCUGAAAUCCACCCAUGAAUGUUAGGUCUCCAAGAGAAGGGAUCAGCAGUCGCAAUAGGAGCCCCCACACAUGGCUUCCCACCCAUCUAAGAGCAUGGUGGUAGUCCAAUGGGGCCAAUACAAGGGAUAUGGAAAAAGUCAGGAUGGAGAGAAUCUAUUGGAAAGAGCUUUGAGAUAUGGAUGACCAUCAAUUGCCUUCUGUGUCUGAGAGCUGCUCUGGGAAGUAGGAGCCAAAACUUUGUCCUUGAUUGGAAUAUUCAGAGAAUGAAGGUCUAGGAAUAUGGAGUAUUAGGCAAAUGCUUGUGUGGAAUCCUGGAGCUCAGGGUAAUUAAGGUACUUCAUGGUUCCUCAGAGAAUGGUACUCUUGGAUUUAGGGGAGGAAGAGUGGUGGUAAAUAACUUGCCAAAAUUGAGGUCCCAAAGUCGUAGUACUUUAUUCCCUUUGGGCUCAUGAAUGCAAUCUAGUGGGCCCUGACAUGAUGGUCUAACAAACUCUCAGUACCCACCCUGCUCCAGUCUCUCCCAUUAAAAAGUGUUUGGGGGGGGGCGUUCAAAGCCCUCAGGGAUUACCGGAGGAUUAGGGAAAAGAGUGGCGCCAUCACAAGUAAAAUCAAGCUUCCGAAGGGUCAGGCAGAAUACUAACCUCCAUAUCCCCCAUGGGAGUGCAGAUUAUUCAACAAAGUCAAGCACAGUUUGCUAUCCCAGCUCACCUCUGUGAGUGGAACUAGGACCAUGAGUGAAACUGAGUAGCUAUAGGAAGAACUUGCUAACUACAGGAAAGGAUAAACUGCCCAUCUCAGCAGCUGUUUGGCAGAGCCAGAUAUCUCCUGAAAGGGAACAUGCAGUGUUGCUUAGAUGGCCUUUAAUUGACUUCCAUUCUCAGUGGGUAAGAUCUUGUGGUGCUGGAAUCAUGUUUGAACUCAUUCAUACCUGCAGAGCACAAAGCUGAGUGGGACACAUUUGAUUCAUGUAGAUUGAAGCCUUCCUUUUUCCCACCCAAGUCUUCCCAUCACACAGGCCAAGAUACUGCUCUGGUCACAUAUCCUGGGCUCAUCCAAGUGGUUAUCACCAAACAUCGAGCCAGAGGGAACAGCUGCUUUGCCAUAGACCUGAUGUCUCUGGGGAUCACUGAUGAAAGCAACCAUGACCCAUAUCCACUGGCCAUCAGGGCCAUCAGUGACAACUAGAUCCAAUAAAGGUCCAGGGAGGACCCAGAGCAUAUCUUUGCUUACCAUUACUUAGACAUUGUCCCCAAAGGUUAAUUCUAUUCCCAUUCCCAACUCAAGACCUGUUGGAGCAGAUUUCAAAAGCACAGUGACUCAGUUGACGUGUGAUAUAAUCAUUCCCAGUACAUACAUUUCAUCAUGAGGUGGAUCUUGGGCUAACCUCGGUUAACCCCAUGGGUAAUCAAAUUUGAAAUCACUUUUCUACCUUCUCUUUUCACUCUAUAUCAUCAUGGCCAAUCAAAGGCAGAUUUGGGGCUUCUACCAUUAUCUUGGCUACAGGACACCCUCAUAGCUCUCUAAGGGCUAUCAUGAGGUCCCCUUGCAAAUCCAGGGAGGCUAUUAUUUCCAUAUCCACUGGGCAUACAAUAUUGCAUGAGACCAAAGUCUCCACACUAUUUACAGCCUCCUCCAUGAAUCCCAAUGGCCUGCACUUGUACAGUUUGGGUGUUUGAUAGAUAAAGCACGUAUGAGAAGAGAAAACAAAAUAAAUCAACUUAAAAAAUAAAAAAGCCAGCACUGUGCUGUCAAUGUUCUUUUUUUUUUUUUCUUUCCAAUUCUAGCUUAAAAAAGCAGAAGGUAAAUAAUGUCAGGUCAAUGAAUAUCAGAUAUAUUUUUUGACUGUACAUUACAGUGAAGUGUAACCUUUUUACACCUGCAAGUCCAUCUUAUUUAUUCUUGUAAAUGUUCCCUGACAAUGUUUGUAAUAUGGCUGUGUUAAAAAUCUAUACAAUAAAUCUGUGA